Aspergillus homomorphus CBS 101889 is the source of this 446-nucleotide messenger RNA. RefSeq lists its product as uncharacterized. The coding region runs from base 6 to 173 and encodes 55 amino acids. The record is from RefSeq and is a predicted model, not a curated record. The transcript has 2 exons. Lineage: Eukaryota; Fungi; Ascomycota; Eurotiomycetes; Eurotiales; Aspergillaceae.
CCGACAUGCUUCAAUCAGAAGUUGGCACAAGUAAACAGAAUAGAGCGAUGCGAUGCAGGAUCUGGAGGAGGAACCAGUGGCCGCAAGUUUGUUCGAUCGGGAUUGCAAACCAAGGAAAAGGUGCUCCCAACCAGAAAACCACCUGGGGCGGCGAUGAUGAUGUGCCAGACUGAACCCAGAGGGCCCCCCCGAAAAAAUAGUAAGAUCCCAAGAGUUCAGCGACACCAACCAGAGUGAAACACUGGGUUUGCGAGUGGGGGUUUCGUUUGGGAGGCGGUUCCACCUCGGGAGGAACAGACUCUUUUCCCGAAGGUAUUAAUAGAAGAUGUAUGGAUGGAUGGAUGGUCUAGUCGUUGAGACCUCUCUCUCUUUCUCUCUCUCGGGUUGUGAAGAUGAAGUCAAAGUAGAAGCAAUGCAGGGAAAGAAGAGAAAGGCUUUUGUUCCAA